GCACGCAUUAAUAUGGCCAAGAUGGCAUCUACGCUCUGCCAUCAAGCAUUGACGCUGGGGUGGUCGUCCUCGUCUUCUUCCUCGGGCCCUCGUGAUCCAGAUCUGAUCCAUCUCCGCUCGUCUGCUCUCCUCUGCUUUGCUCACCCUUCGGCGGCGGCGGGGUUCUACAGUGCCGUGGUACUGCACCGUGGCAUUGAUUGUGAAUGGAUGGCGAAAUGAGUGUCCAACACAAAGUUGACCUAGAGCACAUGCUGCUUGAUCGAAGUGCAGAGCCGACUUACCUGCCGUUAUCCCUUUUAGAAGACAUCACAAACUGUUUCUCUGAUGAUCAGCAAAUUGGCAGCGGUGGGUUCGCGGUAGUUUACAAGGGAAUGGUGGGAAAGGGGAUGGUCGCUGUGAAGAAGUUGUCCAAAACAUUUGGUGUGCAUGAGAAUAAAUUCCAUACAGAGGUUGAGUGCCUAAUGAAGGUCAAGCACAAAAAUAUAGUGCGUUUCCUGGGAUAUUGUUCCGACACGCAAGGGAGAACUGCAAACUAUGAAGGGAAGUUUGUCAUGGCUGAGCUGCGAAACUGGUUGCUAUGUUUUGAGUAUGUUCCGAAUAGAAGCCUUGAUAAGUAUAUUACUGAUGCAUCUCACGGACUUGAAUGGAGGAAGCGCUAUGGGAUUAUCAAGGGAACAUGUGAGGGCUUACUUCAUCUUGACGAGAAACGCAUUCUCCACUUAGAUCUGAAGCCUGAUAAUAUAUUGCUAGAUGAUCAUAUGGUACCCAAAAUUGCUGAUUUUGGUCUAUCAAGGUGCCUUGAUAAAGAGCAAACCCGGGCUUCUACUUCGAACCCAUGUGGAUCAAUGGGAUAUUUGGCACCAGAAUCCUUUGGAGGGAAACUCACAUUCGCGUCAGACAUAUACAGUCUUGGCGUUAUCAUCGUGGAGAUACUAACAGGAGAAAAAGGGUAUCCAGAAGAUGAGGAUGUAGUUGACAAUUGGAUGAAUCGGCUGGAGGCAUCAGACCAAUGGGAGAUACAGUUGGAGCAAGUAAGAGUAUGCACUAAGAUUGGGAUAGAGUGCAUGGACUUGGACCCGAAGAAGAGACCGGUUGCACAUUAUAUAAUUGAUAGGCUUGAUAAAACGGCAAGUAUCAUCAAAACUGGCAUCACUAGUUCAUCAGUUGAGCAGCAGGUCAGCUUCCUAAAGGAACCAUGCCGCGAAGAAAAUUUUCCAAAGCUUUCAUCCAAGUACCUCGGAAAGGAUAUUAAAAAAGACCUUGUAAUGGAAGAAGAAGAACUCACAGAAUGUGUUGGGAUAACCCUCAGAGAAAAAGAAUGUGUUGAGAUAAUUAGAGAAGAUCAUUGGCAGCAAGAACAGGAAGAAGUUAUAGAUGAUAAAUUGUCAUUAUGGGGGCCGCAUGAUACAACGCAAAAUCUCAGCCCACAAGGUGCAAGUUGUUCUAGCUCUAAUGCUGGUGUGCUCAACAAAUUAGACAAUUUGGACCCAUGGUGGAGCAACCCAAGUCCGAGAGCCUGGGCAAGACAUAUAAGCAUCAAACUUAGAACCAUCUGCUCAUAUAUAUCUCUGAAUAACUCACAUCAUCUUGCUACAAACCCAAUGGUGGUUCCUCGGUUGAGCCCCGCCACUGAUUUGGAAAUCAACUCAAAAGCACGCAUGAAUUACGUGAAGUACGGUGGCCCUAUCUUAGAGAAUAUAGAAUGUGUAAAACUUUUCAGAAUAGAGGAGCUCAAGCCAAUUCUAAAGGGUGACAAUUUUAUUGGAAAAGGUCGCUUUGGAGAAGUUUAUGAGGGUCGUGUUGAUAAUGCACGAUUAGCAAUAAGGAAGCUGAUUAGUGGCACUAUGCCACAGGAGGAACAAUUUGUUAAUGAAGUCAUCGAGCAAUCUAAAGUCUGUCACAGAAACAUUGUUAAGCUCAUAGGUAUUUGUCUUGAUGUUGACAUCCCGAUGCUAGUCUAUGAGUUUGUCUCAAAAGGUAGCCUCAAUGACUUACUUCACAGCUACCAUGUGGUGCCUGUCAACUUGGGUGUGCGUUUAAGUAUUGCUGCAGAAUCAGCUUCUGGUCUAGCUUAUUUGCAUUCAAUGGGCAGUAAGAAAAUCUUACAUGGAGAUGUUAAACCAGCAAAUAUACUCUUGGGUCACAACUUUCAGCCAAAGAUCUCAGACCUAGGCACAUCAAGGAUGAUUGCAGGAGACUACGGACACACUGGAAGAAUCGCUCAACACGUCGGUAGAAUGGCUGGUGUCGUCGCUUAUAUGGACCCGGUGUACCUACAAACAGGCCUGCUGACCGAACAAAGUGAUGUCUACAGUUUUGGAAUUGUCAUCUUGGAACUCAUUAGCAGGAGGAAGGCCACAGAGUCUAACAAUAACAGCUUGGUAAGGAAUUUCCUUGAGAAUCACAAACAGGGGAGGAAAGCAACUAAGUUGUUUGAUAAAGAGAUUGCAGUGACAGGAGAUUUGGACCUUCUUGACAGUCUGGCAGAGAUUGCUGUGGAAUGUCUUGACUAUGAUGUGGAAAAAAGACCACGAAUGGUAGAUGUUGAACGGCGCCUUUCCGUACUUAAUCAAUCCCGUUAGCAAAAGGUCUCCCCGAUUUUAUUCCAGAAUGAAGCCACCAGUGUCUUACAUCAAACGGCUCAUUGCAUCACCCUGUGUUUGUUCAUUUUUUUAGUAUGAGGAAAUAAAAAACAAAGCAAGCAGCUAGAAAAGUAGCUGCAAACGGAUCUUUGAAAUUCUCUGCAACUGUAAGCUCCGAGGCCACCUAUCACCACUGCCAACCUUUGUUUACUUUCAUGCCAUAUAUACUACAUGUGCCUUCACACCGUGCUUAAUAUUUAUCAUGUAAUGAACCAUAUAAGUAUUCUUCAAGUUACAUUAUGCUUCCUUUUAC
Molecule: messenger RNA, 2895 nt
Organism: Triticum aestivum (bread wheat)
Lineage: Eukaryota; Viridiplantae; Streptophyta; Magnoliopsida; Poales; Poaceae
Exons: 7
Coding region: 204-2582 (792 amino acids)
Biological process (GO): protein phosphorylation
Molecular function (GO): protein kinase activity; ATP binding
Source: RefSeq, a predicted model, not a curated record